This is a messenger RNA of Acomys russatus (golden spiny mouse), 6644 nucleotides long. It is a transcript of the gene Pi4ka, whose product is annotated as phosphatidylinositol 4-kinase alpha. Gene Ontology annotation, molecular function: 1-phosphatidylinositol 4-kinase activity. Lineage: Eukaryota; Metazoa; Chordata; Mammalia; Rodentia; Muridae. Gene Ontology annotation, cellular component: cytoplasm; plasma membrane. Gene Ontology annotation, biological process: phosphatidylinositol phosphate biosynthetic process; phosphatidylinositol-mediated signaling. The record is from RefSeq and is a predicted model, not a curated record.
GGCGGUGGCAGGCCCGGAGUUGCGAGCCCAGCCGCUUGCGCCCGGGCGCGCGCUGUGAUGGCGGCUGCUGGGGCCCGGGGAGGCGGCGGAGGCGGCUCGGGGUCCAGCUCUGGCUCUAGCACCUCCCGAGGCUUCUAUUUCAACACAGUGCUUUCCCUGGCCCGCUCCCUGGCUGUGCAGAGACCUGCAUCCUUGGAGAAGGUCCAAAAGCUGCUUUGCAUGUGCCCAGUAGAUUUUCAUGGAAUCUUCCAAUUAGAUGAAAGACGGAGAGAUGCGGUGAUUGCACUGGGCAUUUUUCUCAUCGAAUCUGAUCUUCAGCACAAAGAUUGUAUCGUUCCUUAUCUUCUUCGGCUACUCAGAGGUCUUCCAAAAGUGUAUUGGGUAGAAGAGAGCACAGCUCGGAAAGGCAAAGGUAACCUCCCGGUUGCAGAGAGCUUCAGCUUCUGCCUGGUGACCCUGCUGUCUGAUGUGGCUUUCAGGGACCCCUCACUGAGGGAUGAGAUUUUAGAGGCGCUUUUGCAGGUUUUGAACGUCCUUUUGGGAAUGUGCCAGGCCUUAGAGAUUCAAGAAAAAGAGUACCUCUGCAAGCACGCGGUCCCGUGCCUGAUCGGGAUUUCGAGAUCCUUUGGACGGUACAGCAACUCAGAAGAGUCUCUCCUCUCAAAGCUCUUCCCCAAAGUCCCUCCUCACUCCCUGAGAAUCCCAGAGGAGCUAGAGGGUGUGCGGAGGCGCUCUUUCAAUGACUUCCGCUCCAUCCUGCCCAGCAACCUGCUGACUGUCUGCCAGGAGGGCACCCUGAAGAGGAAAACCAGCAGUGUGUCCAGCAUUUCUCAGGUCAGCCCAGAACGUGGCAUGCCCCCUCCCAGCUCCCCAGGAGGAUCUGCUUUUCACUACUUUGAAGCCUCUUGCCUGCCUGACGGGACCGCCCUGGAGCCCGAGUACUACUUCUCCACUGUCAGCUCUAGUUUCUCUGUCUCUCCCCUGUUCAACGGCAUCACCUAUAAGGAGUUCAGCAUCCCUCUGGAAAUGCUUCGGGAACUCUUAAACUUGGUGAAGAAGAUCGUUGAGGAGCCUGUUCUCAAAUCCUUAGAUGCAGCUGUAGCCAGCGUGAUGGAAGCCGCUCCCAGUGCUGAUUUGUACUACACAACCUUCAGCGAUCCCCUCUACCUUACCAUGUUCAAGAUGCUUCGAGAUACUCUGUACUACAUGAAAGACCUCCCCACCUCCUUUGUGAAAGAGAUCCAUGAUUUUGUGUUGGAGCAGUUUAACAUGAGCCAAGGGGAGCUCCAGAAGAUUCUACACGACGCGGACAGGAUCCACAGUGAGAUGAGCCCACUCAAAUUGCGUUGCCAAGCAAACGCCGCCUGCGUGGACCUCAUGGUGUGGGCUGUGAAGGACGAGCAAGGUGCAGAAAACCUUUGCAUCAAGCUGUCUGAAAAGCUGCAGUCCAAGACAUCCAGCAAGGUCAUCAUUGCCCAUCUGCCCUUGCUCAUCUGCUGCCUGCAGGGUCUGGGCCGCCUCUGUGAAAGGUUCCCAGUGGUGGUGCACUCGGUGACACCAUCUUUGAGAGACUUUCUGGUGAUUCCUUCCCCAGUGCUGGUGAAGCUCUACAAGUACCACAGUCAGUACCACACAGUCGCUGGCAAUGAUAUAAAAAUCAGUGUCACCAAUGAACAUUCCGAGUCAACUCUGAAUGUCUUGCCCGGCAAGAAGAACCAGCCGUCCAUGUAUGAGCAGCUCAGAGACAUCGCCAUUGACAACAUCUGCAGGUGCCUGAAGGCUGGCCUGACCGUGGACCCGGUGAUCGUGGAGGCCUUCCUGGCUAGUCUCUCCAACCGGCUCUACAUCUCCCAGGAGAGUGACAAGGAUGCUCACUUGAUUCCUGACCACACUAUCCGUGCCUUGGGACACAUUGCAGUGGCUCUAAGAGACACCCCGAAGGUCAUGGAGCCGAUUCUUCAGAUCCUGCAGCAGAAAUUCUGCCAGCCUCCCUCACCCCUGGAUGUGCUCAUCAUCGACCAGCUGGGCUGCCUGGUCAUCACUGGAAAUCAAUACAUUUACCAGGAAGUGUGGAAUCUAUUCCAGCAAAUCAGUGUGAAGGCCAGUUCAGUUGUGUAUUCGGCCACCAAAGACUACAAAGACCAUGGCUACAGGCACUGCUCCCUAGCAGUGAUCAAUGCACUGGCCAACAUCGCAGCCAACAUUCAGGAAGAGCACCUUGUGGAUGAGCUGUUGAUGAACCUGCUGGAGCUGUUUGUGCAGCUGGGGCUGGAGGGGAAAAGAGCCAGUGAGAGGGCGAGUGAGAAGGGGCCUGCCCUGAAGGCUUCCAGCAGCGCAGGGAACUUGGGCGUGCUCAUCCCGGUGAUAGCUGUGCUCACCCGCCGGUUACCACCCAUCAAAGAAGCUAAACCUAGGCUACAGAAGCUUUUCCGGGAUUUCUGGCUCUACUCUGUGCUGAUGGGAUUCGCCGUGGAAGGCUCAGGACUCUGGCCAGAAGAAUGGUAUGAGGGAGUCUGUGAAAUCGCUACCAAGUCUCCUCUACUUACCUUUCCCAGCAAAGAGCCUCUUCGAUCAGUCCUCCAGUACAACUCAGCCAUGAAGAACGACACGGUCACCCCUGUACGGCUGAGCUGAGUGAGUGAGCUCCGAAGCACCAUCAUCAACCUGCUGGACCCGCCUCCCGAGGUGUCCGCCCUCAUCAACAAGCUGGACUUCGCCAUGUCCACCUAUCUCCUGUCUGUGUAUCGCCUGGAAUACAUGAGGUGCGGGUGCUUCGCUCUAACAGACCCAGACCGCUUCCAGGUCAUGUUCUGCUUUGAGGAUAAAGCUAUUCAGAAAGACAAAUCCGGGAUGAUGCAGUGUGUCAUUGCUGUUGCUGACAAAGUGUUUGACGCCUUCCUGAACAUGAUGGCAGAAAAAGCUAAGACCAAGGAGAACGAGGAGGAGCUAGAGCGCCACGCCCAGUUCCUGCUGGUGAACUUCAACCACAUCCACAAGAGGAUCAGGAGAGUGGCUGACAAGUACCUGUCUGGCCUGGUGGACAAGUUUCCACACUUGCUCUGGAGCGGGACUGUGCUGAAGACCAUGUUGGACAUCCUGCAGACCCUGUCACUGUCACUAAGCGCUGAUAUUCACAAGGACCAACCUUACUAUGACAUUCCUGAUGCCCCCUAUCGGAUCACGGUUCCUGACACAUAUGAAGCCCGGGAGAGCAUUGUGAAAGACUUUGCUGCACGCUGUGGCAUGAUCCUGCAAGAAGCCAUGAAGUGGGCACCCACGGUCACUAAGUCCCACCUACAGGAAUAUCUGAACAAACAUCAGAACUGGGUGUCAGGACUGUCCCAGCACACAGGACUGGCCAUGGCCACGGAGAGCAUCCUUCACUUUGCCGGCUACAACAAGCAGAACACGACUCUUGGAGCAACUCAGCUGACUGAGCGCCCAGGCUGUGUGAAGAAAGACUACUCCAACUUCAUGGCAUCCUUGAAUUUGCGCAACCGCUAUGCGGGCGAGGUGUAUGGGAUGAUCCGGUUCUCAGGUGCCACAGGCCAGAUGUCUGACCUGAACAAAAUGAUGGUCCAGGAUCUGAUUACAGCUCUGGACCACAAUAACCCUCAGCACUACACCCAGGCCAUGUUCAAACUGACUGCAAUGCUCAUUAGCAGCAAAGACUGUGACCCGCAGCUCCUCCACCACCUGUGUUGGGGGCCCCUCCGGAUGUUCAAUGAGCACGGCAUGGAGACUGCACUGGCCUGCUGGGAGUGGCUGCUGGCUGGCAAGAAUGCAGUGGAAGUGCCGGUAGGACGCUGAAUGGCAGGGGCCUGGCACAUGACGGUGGAGCAGAAGUUCGGCCUCUUCUCUGCUGAAACGAAGGAAGCAGACCCUCUGGCAGCGUCAGAAGCAAGUCAGCCAAGGCCUUGUCCACCUGAAGUAACACCUCACUACAUCUGGAUCGAUUUCCUGGUGCAGCGGUUUGAGAUUGCCAAGUACUGCAGCUCUGACCAGGUGGAGAUCUUCUCCAGCCUGCUGCAGCGCUCCAUGUCCCUGAAUAUUGGAGGAGCUAAGGGGAGCAUGAACAGGCAUGUGGCAGCCAUCGGACCGCGUUUCAAACUGCUGACCCUGGGCCUGUCCCUCCUGCAUGCCGAUGUGGUCCCAAAUGCAACCAUUCGGAACGUGCUUCGAGAGAAGAUCUACUCCACGGCCUUUGACUACUUCAGUUGUCCACCAAAAUUCCCUACGCAAGGAGGAAAGCGGCUGCGUGAAGACAUAAGCAUAGUGAUUAAGUUUUGGACCGCCGUGUUCUCAGACAAAAAGUACCUGACCGCCAGCCAGCUGGCCCCUCCAGAUAACCAAGACACCCGGAGCAACUUGGAUAUAACUGUGGGCUCUCGGCAGCAGGCUACACAGGGCUGGAUCAACACUUACCCCCUCUCCAGUGGCAUGUCAACCAUCUCCAAAAAGUCAGGUAUGUCUAAGAAAACCAACCGUGGUUCCCAGCUGCACAAGUACUACAUGAAGCGCAGGACGCUGCUGCUGUCACUGUUGGCCACUGAAAUCGAGCGUCUCAUCACAUGGUACAACCCGCUGUCGGCCCCAGAACUAGAGCUGGACCAGGCAGGAGAGAACAGCGUUGCCAACUGGCGGUCCAAGUACAUCAGCCUGAGCGAGAAGCAGUGGAAGGACAACGUGAACCUCGCCUGGAGCAUCUCCCCGUACCUCGCGGUGCAGCUGCCAGCCAGGUUCAAGAAUACAGAAGCCAUCGGAAAUGAAGUGACCCGUCUUGUUCGGUUGGAUCCAGGAGCUGUUAGCGAUGUCCCUGAAGCCAUCAAGUUCCUGGUCACCUGGCACACCAUUGAUGCCGAUGCUCCCGAGCUCAGCCAUGUUCUGUGCUGGGCACCCACGGACCCGCCCACAGGCCUCUCCUACUUCUCCAGCAUGUACCCACCACACCCCCUCACUGCACAGUACGGGGUGAAAGUCCUGCGGUCCUUCCCUCCGGACGCCAUUCUGUUCUACAUCCCCCAGAUUGUGCAGGCUCUCAGAUAUGACAAGAUGGGCUACGUGCGUGAGUACAUCCUCUGGGCUGCAGCCAAAUCCCAGCUCCUGGCACAUCAGUUUAUUUGGAACAUGAAAACUAACAUCUACCUCGAUGAAGAAGGGCACCAGAAAGACCCUGACAUUGGUGACCUCCUGGAGCAGUUAGUGGAAGAGAUCACAGGGUCCCUGUCAGGCCCAGCCAAAGAUUUCUAUCAACGGGAAUUUGAUUUCUUUAACAAGAUCACCAACGUGUCAGCCAUCAUCAAGCCCUACCCUAAAGGUGAUGAAAGAAAGAAGGCUUGUCUGUCAGCUCUGUCGGAAGUGCAGGUGCAGCCUGGCUGCUACCUGCCCAGCAACCCUGAAGCAAUUGUACUAGACAUUGACUACAAGUCAGGGACGCCAAUGCAGAGUGCUGCGAAAGCGCCUUACCUGGCCAAGUUUAAGGUGAAGCGGUGUGGAGUGAGCGAACUUGAAAAAGAAGGUCUGCAGUGCCGGUCAGACGCUGAAGAUGAGUGCCGCAAGCAGGAGGCCGACGGCAAGAAGAUCUGCUGGCAAGCCGCCAUCUUCAAAGUAGGGGAUGACUGCCGACAGGACAUGCUGGCCCUGCAGAUCAUUGACCUCUUCAGGAACAUCUUCCAGCUGGUUGGUCUGGACCUCUUUGUGUUUCCCUACCGCGUGGUAGCUACUGCCCCUGGGUGUGGCGUGAUUGAGUGCAUACCAGACUGCACUUCCCGAGACCAGCUGGGCCGCCAAACUGACUUCGGCAUGUACGACUAUUUCACGCGCCAGUAUGGGGAUGAGUCCACCCUGGCAUUCCAGCAGGCACGCUACAACUUCAUACGAAGCAUGGCCGCCUACAGCCUGCUGCUCUUCCUGCUGCAGAUCAAGGACAGACACAACGGCAACAUCAUGCUGGACAAGAAGGGCCACAUCAUCCACAUCGACUUUGGCUUCAUGUUUGAAAGCUCACCGGGUGGCAACCUUGGCUGGGAACCAGACAUCAAGCUGACAGACGAGAUGGUGAUGAUUAUGGGGGGCAAGAUGGAGGCCACACCCUUCAAGUGGUUCAUGGAGAUGUGUGUCCGAGGGUACCUGGCUGUGCGGCCCUAUAUGGAUGCAGUCGUCUCCUUGGUUACACUCAUGUUGGACACAGGCCUGCCAUGUUUCCGGGGCCAGACAAUCAAGCUUUUGAAACACAGGUUCAGCCCUAACAUGACAGAAAGAGAGGCUGCUAAUUUUAUCAUGAAGGUCAUUCAGAGCUGUUUCCUCAGCAACAGGAGCCGGACCUACGACAUGAUCCAGUACUACCAAAACGACAUCCCUUACUAAGGGCAGUGGCGGGCACGCAGGGCUUCGAUGCACACUGCACACAUUCCCUACUUGUCUUACUGCGUUGGUACAUAGAGUAUUUUCUUGUGUAAACAUGAAAAGUUGACAUGGAAAAAAUAAAAAUCCCAAAAUGUGCUGCUUUUGUUUUGUUAGCUACCCAGAUACUUUGCCCUGUAGUUAAAGCUCCCCUUGAAUUCCUAGCCCUCCUGAGUCAGGCCUGACUUAAGUAGUCCUGUUUUUGGUUUGGGUACUAGGGGUCAAACCCAGGCCUAUGCAUG